AGUGUAGAUGCAGAAGCAGAACGAUGCACACCACAUCACGACAGACAACACGAGCCAAAAGAGAGAUCUUCCCACCACUUAAAGAUCUCAUGAACCGGACUCCAGACAUUCCCACAGAUCAAGAGAGAGAGGAGCAGUCAAAAGCAUCAUCAAACGUCCCUCAGAAGAUGGCAUUACUUGUCGAGCAAAUACACAAAUUUCUACAAAAAAGGACUGUUUUCAGUUCUUUCCCCAUGAGUCUUUCGUUAAUUGGAUUUGAGGAGUUGAUGGACCUAAAAUUUUUUGUAUGCCCGUGCAGACAUGAUCUGAAUAUAUGGCUAACAGUAUCUAUUUUUAUUGGUCCUCCUUUUAUUAUUUUUGCUUUAAUGUAUCUUGUUUUAAGACCUUGUAAACAUUAUGGGUUUCGUUGUUCUCAAGAAGAGAAUGAUGAUACUCAGCAGAACUGGCCUAAAGCUUUAGCACAUUGUCUAAUGCCAUCGUUAAUGUGGGUCAUCAUCUUGUUACUUGAUGGCGAUUAUGUUGCUUGUGCCAUGACAGACUGGAAGGGAGUUUAUGUUUUUGAUCAGGAACUCAACAGGUCGUGGUGUAAACCUGCUGCAGAGAUGCGAAAUGAGGCAGAGCUGCGAGAUAUGAUUCGCCAAAAUAUUUAUUACUCACGGAUAUCAGGCUAUUGCUUGAGCCUUGCCUUAAGUGUAUUGACAAUAACCUUAAUGGUUAUUUAUGACUGCUGCACAAGUGGAAAAUGUGACUGCUGCCCAAAACGGGUGUUAUCCUGCUUCAGACGAACAGCAAAGACGCAGAGUGAGGAAGAAGGUGCUGCUACAAUGGGACAGGAACUGCAAGAGGCAGGGAGUUCUGCUAAAGUGCAUUGGUUUGGGAGUUCUGCUAAAAUGGGACAUGGACAGCAAAGGUCAGGGAGUUCUGCUCCAAUGAGUUCUGCUACAAGGACACCGGAACGGGAAAAUCUACUGCCGGACCAAAAUCCAUUGACAGACCAGAGACAAUAAAAUGACAGCUAUCAAAUGAGCCACUUAAACAAACCCAACACAAAGGCCUUCUUCUAACAAAUAACCAGCUAUUAACAGAUUCAAUUUUCACACUCUUCCUUAACCAAAACUCUCAUAUUCCAGCUUUCUGUGAUAUAUAUAUGACAGUAGCUUGAGUUAACAUUAGCAGUAGCUUGAGUUUUGUUGAGGAUGUAAAAAUCUGUAAAUAUUGACAA
This is a messenger RNA of Sinocyclocheilus anshuiensis, 1222 nucleotides long. RefSeq lists its product as uncharacterized. The transcript is spliced from 4 exons. Gene Ontology annotation, cellular component: plasma membrane. The record is from RefSeq and is a predicted model, not a curated record. NCBI's taxonomy places the organism in Eukaryota, Metazoa, Chordata, Actinopteri, Cypriniformes, Cyprinidae. Gene Ontology annotation, molecular function: monoatomic cation channel activity. The coding region runs from base 24 to 1007 and encodes 327 amino acids.